This is a messenger RNA of Pediculus humanus corporis (human body louse), 1236 nucleotides long. RefSeq lists its product as uncharacterized. Bases 1 to 1236 code for a protein of 411 amino acids. Gene Ontology annotation, cellular component: plasma membrane signaling receptor complex. NCBI's taxonomy places the organism in Eukaryota, Metazoa, Arthropoda, Insecta, Psocodea, Pediculidae. The transcript has 2 exons. Gene Ontology annotation, biological process: positive regulation of JNK cascade; protein K63-linked ubiquitination; tumor necrosis factor-mediated signaling pathway. Gene Ontology annotation, molecular function: zinc ion binding; protein binding. The record is from RefSeq and is a predicted model, not a curated record.
AUGCAAGAUUCAAAUUUACAAUCUGAUAUGUUAGGAUUGGAUCGUCAAUUCGAAUGCCCGAUAUGUUUAUCAUGUUUGAAAGAACCCGUUCUGACAUCUUGCGGUCAUAGAUUUUGUUCGAGUUGUUUAAAUUUAUGGUUGGAAAGCAAAGGAGAAUCAUGUCCCGUCGAUGGUGGAAUAUUAAAUAAAAAAUUAGAUUUGUUUCCGGAUCAUUUCACUAGGAGAGAAAUAUUAAAUCGUACGACGAUUUGCAAAUUGUGUAAAUUAGAAAUAGGAUUAAGCGAAAUGGACGAACACGUAUCGAGUCAUCAUCAUCAUAGUAGCAGGGCGUCAAAAAAGGUUUCGGAGGAUAACGGAAAAGGAUGUUGUCCGUUCGGAACGUUCGGAUGUGACGUAGACGUAACGGAAAACACAUUGAAAGACCAUCUCGAAAAAGAUUUGAAUUUACAUUUGAAUCUCGUUGCGAAUUCGCAUUUAAAUCUGAGGGAAAAAUUAUUAAAAAAUACCGACAAGAUGUCGGACGACGUGCUAGCUCAAGAGUCACUCAUGUGGGAACCACAGGAAAAGGGUAAAGACCGUCAAAAUGCUUCAUUGAUGAGAGCACUCUACGAGAGAGUCGUCGUUUUGGAACAAAGGUGUCACGAACAAAAUGCUCAAAUGGAAAAAUUAAAGGGACGUCUCGAGGAAUCCAACGAUAGGAUACGCGAGGUGUCGCUACGUCACGCUUGCGGUCAGUACUUGUGGAGGAUAGACGAUUUCGGGAAGAAAAUCGGGAGCAUGAAAUCCGGUGACAAGAGAGUUUUUUUCAGCGAGGGUUUUUACACGUCGCCGAACGGUUAUAAAAUAUGCGGGAGAAUAAAUUUGUCGCCGGUCGACAGCGACAUGUUGUCACUUUUGAUACACAUAAUGCAGACGCCUCACGAUCACACCCUGGUUUGGCCGUUCACCGGAAGAAUACAAUUUGCCAUAGUUCAUCCGACGGAUUCGAAAUUGACGAUAGCGGAAACGAUAAUGUCCCGACCGGAUUUGGAUUCGUUUAAAAAACCCGCGAGAGAUAUAAACACGAAAGCGUUCGGGUACCCGCAAUUCAUAUCGAUCAAUAAAAUAUUCAACAACGGGUAUUUGAUCGACGAUUCUCUCAUCGUCAAGUUACACGUUCAAGAAGCUGAUAAAAAACUUAACGUAAGAAACUACUCCGUCCGUAUGUUUAGCAAUCGAUGCGUUUCAUUUAUUUAA